Messenger RNA from Trypanosoma cruzi, 2454 nucleotides. RefSeq lists its product as uncharacterized. NCBI's taxonomy places the organism in Eukaryota, Euglenozoa, Kinetoplastea, Trypanosomatida, Trypanosomatidae. The transcript has a single exon. The record is from RefSeq and is a predicted model, not a curated record. Bases 1 to 2454 code for a protein of 817 amino acids.
AUGUUGCCUUUUAUUUUUCAUUUUUUUCUUUUUUUUUUUUUUCCCCUUCUUUUGUGCAAAAAAGGGCGAAAAGUGUUGAUGUCAACUUCCUCGACAAAAAUGCGGCCAUCACAUUUACAAGAGUUCUUUUAUGUAUCUUUGCAAAACAUGUCAACUGAGGAGGUUGAGGGAACACGCUGGGGCGUAGCGAGGGUUUGGCAGGCGGCGAUGGGUUUUUUUCUCUUGGAGCGUUUUCAGUUCAAAAGGUUUGCUGUGUGGAUUGCAACUUAUCACUACGUCCCUUUACUGGCUUCCAUUUUGGCUAUAUUGGUUAACUGCAUUUUACACCUUUUUUUCCAGUUUGUCUUUCCUGUUCUACGGGAGAAGUAUCACUGGAGCAAGUAUACAUGGCGAGAUGUAAAGGAUACCCCACUCGGUCAUGACGGGGUGUGGGCGUUGAGUGUUGUAUUGUCACACAUGAGCAUCCUUCUUGGAAUAGUCGCUAUCGGUUAUAAAUUGAUGAAUGUUGUCACAGAUGCCAUGAUUGAUUCCUGUCUAGUGACUUAUGAUGAGACAGCCCAGUGCACCGUCGGUUUUCAUCGUUUGCUUCAGGGCUAUCAGUCGUUAUUUCUUUUUCCCUACGCAAGGUUGGUUGCGCUUUUUUGGUUUUGUUGUCUUUCGGGAGUUCUCGUGGGCAUUUUUAACAGCGACUCACUUAUACACUGGGAACGUCGAAGCGGUGAUAUCUCCUUUUUCUUUCUUGUUACUAUGCCUCCGCUGGUGGCGAUGCUUGUAUGGAGCUAUCAUCAUAACGUGUAUGACUCUUUGGGACCUUCCAUGACGCGAUGGUGGCGGAAGGCGGUGCCGCGGCUUCGGCGUACUUAUUUGUAUCUUCUUGCUCUUUACUGUGCAUAUUUAUCCCGGAAGAAGGGCUACAGUCGGGGGUUUGCGCGGUUCUGUGAGGGGAUGCUCUAUGUCAACAUGCUUCAUGUCUUUCUUCUGUUGGCAAGCCGAUUGACGGUUUUCUUGUACAAUCUCGCGAUCCUCACGGCAGCAGCGGCGCGGGAUCCGAAGCGGCGGUGUGGACUUCUUUUUUACGCGCUGUUACUGACACUUUUGGUGAUUUCAUCUGUUGCUGCCUUCUCUACUACGCUUGUGAUUGUGCGAGUGAUGUGUGCCUGCGGGAUUCUCAGCUCGGUUGUUAGGCGGUGGCACCGGCUGAAUGAUGACCGACCGCCGCAGGAAGACAGCCCCGGGCAAUGCGGCGGGGAAUCCACACUCACCCCCGCCACCCCCACGACGACGAAGUCCACGUCGCCAAACUCCAUCAGAGGCCUUCAAAAUUCCUGUAAGGACGGCAGAGGGGCUCCGCUCAGCCGCCGCCACCGUCCAGGUGUGUUGUUGCGCGCCUUUCAUCGGUUGUCUUUGACAUCGGCCGUUGCGCUCGUGCUGAGCCUCGCUCUUUGGGUCAGCGUGAAGCACCCCGGCUUUGAAGGUGUCACGCCAACACGAUGCGAAGGCGACGUCACCGGUGAGCGUAUUCGCGUUACGGCACGCUACAUGGUCGCCGACAUCUACUCGCUUCCCGCCCACAGGGAUCCUAAGAAGUUGGUGUACGAGGAGGACCAGUCAAAAUAUGAUUUAAACUGGCAUUCCGGGCUUUGUUCUCGCCGGUGGGCUGACGAUUUGUACGCGGCGGACCUUGCGUACUUCUCCCUUAUGGCCUAUUUGCAGCGGGACUCUGCUGAUUUUCGUACGAUGCUUAACUUUUACCGGCGCUACCGCGAUGGUGCCUCGGACUGGGUGGACAUCCCAACAAACCACACUUAUGGCCGGGCUGUGUUUCGUCAUAUCUAUUCGCCGUCCAAGAACACUUCUGUGAUUGCCGUGCGGGGGACAGACGUCACCUCACCGUUUGAUUUCCUACAGAACCUUCUGCUUUUUAGUGAAACGUUUUUUUUUAAAUUGGUUGCAAGUUUUCUACCACUGAGCGGUCUUAUCCCUGAGCGUGUCAUUGCCGACUACGUGGCAGCAUCGAGUGCGAUCAGCUCUGCGCUUCUCGGCGGGCCAGCGGAAGACUACUACCACCUCCACGUGGAGGAGUACUUGGGCGGAGUCACCUCAAAACAUAUCAUUUUGACAGGCCACUCUCUCGGAGGUGUCGUGGCACAAAUUGUGGCGGCUCGCAAACAACUUCCUGGCGUUGCAUUUAGUAGUCCCGGAAUUAAUCUCAUGCGGAAGAAGUUGGGGAUUAAACCCGACGCCAUAGACGGCUUCACGACGAAUGUUAUUGUGUCCAAUGACUUUACUGUGGAUAUUGCCACCCCUGGCGGAACGGUGCAUCAUAUCCAGUGUGAGCACCAAACAGCUGAAGUAUGCCACUCCAUUGAACUUCAUGCAAUCCGCAUGUGGACCGUCUGUCCGUCGUAUCGUGCACGGACGCGUAUUAACGGCACUUAUACCUUGACGGGGUAA